UUUCGUGUUCGUUUCGGUAUAUUCUACUUACAUCUUCGUUAUUCUAGUGCAGACAGAUAUCUACGACGAAGUGCGAUCGCAGCGCGGGAAUCCAUGACAGACUACGAACGAAAGACGCGCGAACAUACUGCGGAACGAGUACCAAGACUCCCGUUGGAACCGCGACUGCGACUGUCGAGGAUACAAGAGCACGCGCAACAUGCGAGAGACGUUGGGAUCAUGCGGAGCGAGCUCAAUAGCUCGGCAUUUCAUUUUUACUUCAGGAUGCUUUACUUACACCUAGGUAUAUAUAGGGAGAACAGUUAUCUACGACGAGACACGACCGGUCUACGUUAUUCUAGAGGACGCGGUAGCUACGGACAAGGAGGGUCGCAUUUCGAAGUACGAAGGAAGUACGAACGACUAUGCGAAGCGACAAGGGCUCGAAUUAUCACCGAACGAUGGUCGUUCGAAGCAACAGCGAGCCUUCGAUCGAGGAGAGACUUUGUAGAAUCACAUGCUGAGCUCGACGGCUCAUACCUUCUCCUUUGUUUUGUGUCGUUCCACUCACAGCUGCGUUACUAUAGGAAAACCCGGUAUCUGCGAUGGAGUACAGUGGCAUACGAGGAGAUACAGUGGACCGAAGAGUCGAAGUCGCACGAGGCAACUCGACAGUACUACUAUGAAUGGUGCGAGCAAACAGGAUACAGCGAAAGGGUGCCCGACGACGGGUUUCAAGUAGACAAGCAGUGUAGCCAUGCAUCGAAGUUCGCAACGAGGGAAUGCCUGACAGAACAACGACGGCACGCACGAAGCGUCCGAGUCACACAGAGCGAGCACAGCAGCUCGACAUUCAGUUUUUACUUUGAGCUGCUUCACUUACGACUGCUUUAUUCUAGAAUACGCGAAGGACUACGAAGUACAGGCGAAGCUUUAAGUCACCUCGAUGUGGAUCAACUGCCAGAUAGACAAAGUAGCACUCGACGGGUUCGAAGCGACGUGAGUUCACACCCAGAGCCCGAGCGCUCUUCGUUUCCUUUCAUUUUUGUGACAAGUUACUUACGAAUGUUUAGUGUUAGGGUAUUAGACGAGUGCGAACACGAACGGCCAGCUAUGAUCGAAGGAGACUACUGAGUUGCGAAGACAAGCAUCAACUAUGAAAGCUUCUUGGGGCUGGUGUCGAAUGAAGCAGAAGCAGAGUCCCUCGAAGAUGGAGGGGAGAACCUCGCAUGCCAUGAAAGGUCGCUAUGGGAGCGAUAUGUAGAGCUGGGACGAGCGCGAUGGGGUGUGGACCCGAGGAUGGCUGCACGGGAAGAGAAACUCAGCAAGGGAGC
Pisolithus orientalis is the source of this 1313-nucleotide messenger RNA. RefSeq lists its product as uncharacterized. The annotation marks the transcript as partial. The transcript is spliced from 2 exons. NCBI's taxonomy places the organism in Eukaryota, Fungi, Basidiomycota, Agaricomycetes, Boletales, Pisolithaceae. The record is from RefSeq and is a predicted model, not a curated record.